Messenger RNA from Chaetomium globosum CBS 148.51, 375 nucleotides. RefSeq lists its product as uncharacterized. The record is from RefSeq and is a predicted model, not a curated record. Bases 1 to 375 code for a protein of 124 amino acids. NCBI's taxonomy places the organism in Eukaryota, Fungi, Ascomycota, Sordariomycetes, Sordariales, Chaetomiaceae. The transcript has a single exon.
AUGGUUGAUCGCGGCAUGAGCGCGGCCAACCGCGUGGCUGCUAUAGAGCCCUUCGUCACCGUCUCUCUCGACCAGCUACGGCGCGAAUACUACCACCCCACGGAGUCCCCCUCUCCCCAAGUCCUAGUCACCACCGUCGGCAUCAUCGCCGAGGGUCUCAACCUGGCCCGGGCGAAUUACCUCGUCCUGCUUGGCCCCCUUGGCACCGUCGCUAAGCAACUACAGAUUGGCUGUCGUAUCAACCGCGAGGGUGGGUUUUUCACCCCGCACCUGACCCUGCUUCUCGACCCGGACAAUAAGGCCGAGAUGGUCGUUCGCCGGCGGCAGCUGAACCGCGCCACCAUCGAGACGGAGGUGUGGGGCAAUACGAAGUAA